Messenger RNA from Ailuropoda melanoleuca (giant panda), 1969 nucleotides. RefSeq names its product WAP four-disulfide core domain 3 (gene WFDC3). The record is from RefSeq and is a predicted model, not a curated record. Bases 686 to 1378 code for a protein of 230 amino acids. Gene Ontology annotation, biological process: innate immune response; antibacterial humoral response. Gene Ontology annotation, cellular component: extracellular region. Lineage: Eukaryota; Metazoa; Chordata; Mammalia; Carnivora; Ursidae. The transcript is spliced from 7 exons. Gene Ontology annotation, molecular function: serine-type endopeptidase inhibitor activity.
UUUCCAUGGGAACCGCAAGGCCGCGUUCCGCUGGGAGCCCGGACGCCUGCGGGCGCCGUGAGCGUGGGGGCCUGGGCUUUGUCUGAGGCGGGGCUCGCCUCGGGUGCGGGCUGUGGGUGUUUGGUCCGGGAACUCGCUCCGCCGGGCCAAAGCCUGUGGAGAAGUGCGGGGCAGGAGGAGGGGAGCCGGUUCCUUGGGCUGGGCUUUGGUGCGGAGGGGAGCACAGCGGCGCCUGCAGUUCAGUUUUUGAAAGCCGUAGAGUGGGCCUUAUGCGGGGACCCGAAAACCCAACCGGAGGGGAUCUGGCCCAUGCCGUCCCAAACACCCAUGGGGUCCCUCCAGGCCUAGGACCCAGGGGCUGCCUCUUGCAUCCGAAGGCAUCAUAAGGUUGGGUCUUGGCCGGUGGACUCCCAAGCCCCAGGGAGCUGGGCUUUUCUCUCCAGACAGGUGAUUGUGGUAUGGGCAGGGGAUGCAGCGGUUUAACAGCUGUGGCGUUCCCCAGAGCUCCCCUGAUCCCCUUAGCUUAGAGGAGAAGACAUCCUUGGGGAGUAUUGUGAAACAGAAGACUUUGGGGCUGGGUUUAGGCCAGUCUUCUAGUCCUGUCCUUCCCUUGGUUGAUGCCCUGGGCAGAGUAUACACCUCCGGCCUGGACUGAGCGCUCAUCUCAACUCUCGGCACCAUCGUCAUGCUGAGCUGCCUCUUCCUCCUGAAGGUUCUUCUUGCUCUUGGGUCCCUGACAUCCUGGGUGGCUGCAGGAGAGCAUGUGAAAGCAGGAGAAUGCCCUCCUGAUAAGAACCCUUGCGAAGAGCUGUGCUGGGGGGACGAGUCGUGUCCGGCCGGGCAGAAGUGCUGUAGCACUGGUUGUGGUCGGGUCUGCCGAGGAGGACUUCCACAGGGGAGGAACGGAGGUUGUCCCAGGGCUGUUUGGAAACAAUCCUGUUUCCAAAGGUGCCUCAAUGAUGAGACUUGUCCAGGUGCAAAGAAAUGCUGCACGUUCGGCUGCACCAAGCGCUGUGUGGUCCCUGUCUCUAAACCAAAGCUCGAAUCUGGUGGCGAGUGUCCUGCUGACCCCCUUCCGUGCGAGGAGCUGUGUGAUAGGGACGAGUCCUGUCCCCAGGGCCAUAAAUGCUGCAGCACCGGCUGUGGCCACUCGUGCCGUGGAGACAUUAAGGGAGGCCGGGGUGGUGACUGUCCACGCAUUUUGGUGGGCCUGUGCAUUGUCAACUGCAUGAUGGAUGAGAACUGCCAGGCUGGGGAAAAGUGUUGCAAGUCAGGCUGUGGCCGCUUCUGUGUCCCGCCCGUUCUGCCACCUGAACUGGCCACAAACCCCAGGUGGACCCUCACCUCUGAUUCUGCCUUAGAGAUCCCGGUGCCUUAGCUGUUGUGAUUUGUCCUGAGCUCCUUUGGUGACUACAGGGGGCUUGUCCUGGCUGCCAGGAGAGGGUGAUGUCCUGGGGCUGUGACCCUCCCCGGGGGCUCUCGUUGCCCUCUCUGCUCUGCUUCUGUUCAUGCCACUGCCCUGAGCACGGGGAAACAGAGUCGUGGGUUUGGGCAAUGGUGCGCAGCGCUGCUUUUCCCCAAUAAAGACUGUGCUGACCUUCUUGUCUGUGCUGUUUGAGGGCUGGACGAGGAGAGAGAGCUAGGGGGUCUGAGCAUGUCUGCAGGAUUACGAGACUUAAGGCAUUCCAUCCUUUCUGAGAACACUGAAAGUAGGUGCAGCUUGGGUGGCGAGGGCAGAGGUGGGGGGGGAGCUCUGUCUAGGCUGACUUGCCACAGAUGUCUCUCUCAGGAGUGGGACCAUCAGGCCUCUUCUUGGGCCUGCUGACCUUGUAUCAGAGAAUGUGAGUUGAGGGUGGACCUGGGGUGGGAGACUAGUUUACUAUAGUCCCUUGGAUGUUCUCAUCUUUGACCUCCUUCCUUGGGGCUCCAAGACAGGCAGUUUGUUCCCUCCAGGUAGCUUUGCUGUGUG